AUGGCUGCAACACAAAUACUAGACCGCCCAACUCCUGCUUGUUUAGAAGAAUUGAGCAAAGCAAUGUCCAUAAGGAGACAUUGCAAUGGCUAUGGACAAUCAGAAUCAUAUCCAGUAGUAAUGUCCUCAAUUAGCCGGGCUUCAGCUCCCAUCCAGGUACCAUUGAGUAGUUCGACUAGCAUCAACAGAUCCCAGAAUACACAUCCUAAAAAGCUCGAACAAUCUUCAAAAUACAAAUCCAAAUCACUUCCAGUCAAUUCUACAAAUUGGGUGAAACUUGUCCAAGAUACAUCCUCUGAAAUCUUAAACAAUGAUAUCAAUACAGUUGCUAGAGAAACAACAGCAGAUAUUCAUAACGUGAAAAUGAAGACGCAGAACGGAAUAUCAGGUUUUCCCCGAUGUCAUACUAUAAACUCAGAAACUUAUAGGGAGAAUCAGUCAAUAAAAGGCAGAUACGGCCAUCUUGGGAAGCCACUUUCCUCAUAUACCAACUUUAUUCAAGAUGAUAAGCCUCUGCCCAAGUGCUCCUUAAGAAACGUAAGAUCAAAAAGAAACUUUAUCCAUGGGACAAGUGAUCCCUCCAUAGACUUCCUCCAUAGACUGUCGCCAAAUGAAGUUGGUUUGCCAUACUCGUGUACUAGUUCUGAAGCUUUGUCUAGCGAUUUUGAAUUACAGCCUCUGGCAUAUGAUAUUGUAGAAGAAAGUUCCUCGAGACAAAGUCCAUUGGCUGCAGAACUAAUGAAUGGCCUAAAUGCUCACAAGCCUCCUUAUGAUCCCUUAUUUGCAGAUAAUCCUGUAGCAGGAUCUUCUAUUCGCCAAGGUGUCAUAUUGCAACAAAGUUCUCGUUUUCUACCUAUGAUUGACUACUUUCAAGAAUUCAUGGAAGAGCGGCUCAUAAGAUGGAGACCCAGUGAAUCUCAGUUUGAUAACGAGGCAUCGAUGAAUGGUAGGCACCCGUUUCAGCAGCUAACUGAUAUACCUUCAAAAUCAGACUCGUCUAAACGAAUAUUUACUUCAUUACGGAAUUGGUUUAUCAGUGAAAAAGCGUUAACAAAUGAUCUCGAGAACAACAUAUCUGGUAUUAAGGGAUCCUCUGGGCCAAACUGUUGUGCUGAUUUAUCUUCUUCAAGAUCAUUUUCUAAACAAACUGCGAAAAAUUCAAAAAAAGUUCCAAAAUACGGUGAUUUCGCAGCCUACUUGAACAAUUUUAACUUGAAACCAAAUAGUUCUAAUUCAAUGCUUUCAGUUGCUCAUCCCUCUCCAGCGCUAUCACAUAACGCAAGUCCAGACAACGUAGCCAUUACGCUAACCGAGGAACCUGCCAUGAUCCAAGAGCUUCAAUAUACUCCCCGAGCGUUGCCAUUGAAAGACUUUGAAUUAAAUUAUGAAAGAAAGAACAUGGAACAAUCAUCAGAAAGACAAGACCAAAAUGGUAAUGAAAUAAUCAAUUCCAUGGACGAGGAAAUUCGAGAUCUAAUAGACGGUGUAGAUAAUUUCUUGAGUGAUUGCAUUUCAAAUAUAUGGACAUGUCUCCAAGAGACUAGUAGAUGUUGCUUUGGUUGCUAUUGA
Messenger RNA from Priceomyces carsonii, 1569 nucleotides. RefSeq lists its product as uncharacterized. The transcript has a single exon. The record is from RefSeq and is a predicted model, not a curated record. Bases 1 to 1569 code for a protein of 522 amino acids. NCBI's taxonomy places the organism in Eukaryota, Fungi, Ascomycota, Pichiomycetes, Serinales, Debaryomycetaceae.